Molecule: messenger RNA, 1731 nt
Organism: Jaculus jaculus (lesser Egyptian jerboa)
Lineage: Eukaryota; Metazoa; Chordata; Mammalia; Rodentia; Dipodidae
Gene: B4galt7
Product: beta-1,4-galactosyltransferase 7
Exons: 6
Coding region: 77-1060 (327 amino acids)
Biological process (GO): proteoglycan biosynthetic process; carbohydrate metabolic process
Molecular function (GO): xylosylprotein 4-beta-galactosyltransferase activity
Source: RefSeq, a predicted model, not a curated record
GACGCCGCGUAGGCCCGGGAGGCCGGGCGGCCCGGCUUGGUGGCUCGCGCCCCAUGUCCUGCUGUCUCUCCACACGAUGUUGGCCUCCCGGAGGAAAGCGGCACCGCUGCCCUGGGAGGACGGCAGGGCCAGGUUGCUGUCUGGAGUCCUCCCUCGGAAGUGCUCCAUCUUCCAGCUCUUCGUUGCCUGUCUCCUGUUGGCCUUCUUUUCCCUAUUCUGGCUUCAACUCAGCUGCUCUAGUGAUGUGGCCCAGACAUCCAGGGGACAAGGGCAGGAAACCUCAGGUCCACCCCGGGACUGCCCCCCAGAGCCACCCCCUGAGCACUGGGAAGAAGAUGCAUCGUGGGGCUCCCACCGCUUGGCCGUGCUGGUGCCGUUCCGUGAACGUUUUGAAGAGCUCUUGGUCUUUGUGCCGCACAUGCACCGCUUCCUGAGCAGGAAGAAGAUCCGGCACCACAUCUACGUGCUCAACCAGGUGGAUCACCUCCGGUUCAACCGGGCGGCACUCAUCAACGUGGGCUUCCUGGAGAGCGGCAACAGCACAGACUACAUUGCCAUGCAUGACGUGGACCUGCUGCCUCUCAAUGAGGAGCUGGACUACAGCUUCCCCGAGGCUGGGCCCUUCCAUGUGGCCUCCCCGGAGCUCCACCCGCUCUACCACUACAAGACCUAUGUCGGUGGCAUCCUGCUACUCUCCAAGCAGCACUACCAGCUGUGCAACGGCAUGUCCAACCGCUUCUGGGGCUGGGGCCGCGAGGAUGAUGAAUUCUACCGACGCAUCAAAGGAGCUGGCCUCCAGCUUUUCCGCCCCUCCGGAAUCACGACUGGGUACCAGACAUUUCGCCACCUCCAUGACCCAGCCUGGCGGAAGAGGGACCAGAAACGCAUCGCUGCUCAAAAACAGGAGCAAUUCAAGGUUGACCGGGAGGGAGGCCUGAACACUGUGAAGUACCAAGUGGAUUCCCGCACUGUGCUGUCUGUGGGUGGGGCACCUUGCACUGUUCUCAAUAUCAUGUUGGACUGUGACAAGGCUGCCACCCCUUGGUGCACAUUUGGCUGAGUUGGCUAGACUCAGGAAGCCCUUGUCUACAGACCCCAUGCUUCUUAGGCUCAGGAGAAAAACCUCAGGCCUUGGGCCCAGCUCCAGGAGGUUGUGGAGUGGUUUGAAGAAACAGACAGCAGGUCCUGUGUGCAGCAGCUGGACCACAGAGCUGGACUCGGGCCAAGACUGGACAGGAGCACUGCCUGGGGCGCGCUAGCAGUAAGCAGUGUUCAGCAGGAGGCUGGAAAGAGGCUCCUGACGGAUUUCCAUCCUGCCUUCCUGCCUGCUCUUCCCUGCCUGCCCGCCUUACUGUGCUGAGGCCUGUGGGCCUUGGGGAGGGUCGGACAGGACAGCCUGUAGCCAGCCUCUUGUUUCUCCCCUCUGCUCUGCCUCAUCAUAGAAACAGGUAGGCGCUGGACAGGUAGGCGGCCACUGAAACUUGAAGGCCUGGAACUUCAGAAACCAGAGCACAAGCGGCAAGAGAAGCGCAGCUCACGCCAGCCCGAGCUGGUUGUCGCCAUGCAGGACUGCGAGCCUGGUGUCACCAGGUCUUCUGACUUUUCAAAAGAAAGUAGAAUGCUGGAUUUGUAAGCGUUGUAAUUUUUAAAUGAUACCAGCUAAUUGAAACUUUGAAAAAAUAUGGAAGGCCAAGCAAAAUGUGCUGUGGGUCACUGGUUUGUCACCUUUGU